UUUCUUUCUCCUUGUAUUCCUCCUCCUGCGUCCUCCUCUUCUUCUUCCCCCGUCUCUCUCUUUCAACCACCUCCUCCUUGUUUUGCUCCUCCCACUGUUUCGCCUUUACCCUCUUCCAGGGUUUCUCCUCGUUCUCCCUCCUCUCCUCAUGUCCCUCUCCUUUCCUCACCUCCUUCCUUGUCUUUUCAUUCUGCCUCUCCUUCUCCUCCUCCUCCUCCUCCCUGCUGCCCCUGCUCCUCCCUUCUGCCUCGACUUCUCUCAGCUCACCGGUUGGAGGUGCGGCGCCUCCUGCGAGGAGCUUUGUCCUCCCUAGGUCGUCGUCUUGACUCUCUGGAGAGGAGGAGCAGGAGGAGGAGGAGGAGGAGCCGGCAGAGAGCGGAGGAAACCAGCAAUUCUCCUGGUUUUGCCGCCAUUCCAUUAGGCUCCUCCCACUCCCUAUGCACCCCUUACCCCUCAUCACCGCCAUCUUCAUCCUCAGACAGCCAGGACACACCUACACCUCCUUUAUUAUCUAGUUUGAGCCAAUCAGAGCAGAGGCGGAGCAGAGGAGAGGAGGAGGAGGAGGAGGAGGGGAGAGGGAGGAAGAGGAGGAGGAAGAACCACAGAAGAAGAGAUGGGCCGGUUCGUCCUGUAAACAGAGAAGAAGAAGAAGAGGAAGAGGAGGAUGCUGGGAGAUUUGUGGGGCGGAUGGUGGUCUCCUUCAGAGGAGGAGAAGAGGAGCAACUGCUCACUCUGCACAACUUCAACCAGAGGAAACACAGAAGAAGAGAGAGUGGGGCCAGCCAAUCAGAGAAGGUCAUCAGUGUCGUCAGGCAGAAUGGUUACAGCUCCUCCUACUCCCAGCAUGCCUUGCACCUCCUGCAGUCAGCCCAGAGUGGGGGGGUAGGCAGCCAAUCAGAAGCACUCAGCGUCUCUUCAGACCAAUGGCAUUUCUCAGACUUCAGCCUGCCCCCCUCCCUCUUCUCCAAUCACAGUGCCCUUCACUUAUGGCUUAGCUCCUCCUCUUUCUCCUCCUCUGGCUUUAGCCCUGCUCCCAUGGUGCGCCUGUCAGCUGUUGCCGUGGAGACAAUGACAGAGUCAGUGAGGGGCGGAGCUUGUAGUCGUCCCACGCGUCCACUGAAGGACUGGACAGCCCCGCCCAGUCUGAGCAUCGACCACUGCUACGUACGCCUGUUCUCUCCCAGCCCGUUAGUUUUUCCCGCCCGGCGGAUGCAGAAGCAGCGACCCAAUCACAGCUCUCGGAGAAUCCUCCUGCCCCGACGGCGGGCCCUGCCCCUCCCCCCAUGUUCAGCCAAUGGCCUGUCUGCUCCGUCUCCUGUCAACCAAUCAGCUGCAGGCUGCGAGUUUCUCAGCACAAACGGAGAGCGAGGUAAACGUGUAUCUCAGAUAAGAAUUCGGCGGGCGUCGCCACGUGAAACGCCGCUCACACCAAUGGGACUGCCAAAGAUGAAAAGGUUAAAGAAGAAAGAGUUCAGUCUGGAAGAAAUUUAUACCAACAAGAACUACAAAUCCCCCACCACCAACAGGAGUCUGGAGACAAUAUUUGAGGAGCCACGUGAGAAGGACGGAGCGCUGUUUGUGAUUGGCCAGCAGAAGAGACGCAGGCUCCUCCUCUUUCCUGACUUCACGCAGCCCAGGAAGAGGAAGAGGCCGCAAGGGGUGGGACUUCCUGUUGCCGUGAUGCCCAGGAAACGGGCUGUGGCUCGGCGACAUUGCCAUGGCGGAGGCCACGCUGAUGACGAGUCGGACCUGGACGUGAUGCUGGUGGAGCGACUGAGCGCACUUGAAGACUUCCUGACACGGCAGGGCCUGGAUGUUUGAGCUGUGACAUCACUUCCUGUUAGCUGACUUAAGGCCAAAUAAACAGAGCUGCUAUCGUACCCGCUACUGCUGCCACUAUGGCAAUGGCCUCAGCAUAUGACCUGGCGGGUUCUUCCAUUUUUGUUUCUUUAGUUUUUUUUCUUUGCAGUGUUGAUGCUUGUCUUUGAUUUUUUUUACAGUGUGGGCUCUUUGAAAAUAUUCUAAACUUUAAUAUUUAAUUUUUUUACAGUGUGAUCAUGUGGGCUGUCAGAGGCCACGCCCCCUGCAGGGCUCAGAUGGAUCUAUUUUAUUCUAUCAUGUUCCAAAAAAUAUUAAAGAGUUUACCGCAGUACUGAAGGACUACACAGUCCUCUGAAGGACUACACAGUACUGUGUAGUACUGCCUGAGUACUGCGGGGGGGCAGCGGGGGUUUUGGUAUUUGGAGUUUUAAAGUGUAAUAUUUAUAUUUCUGAUGAAAAUGUUUCUAUUUUUGGAACAAAUAAAGUUUGUUUCUCUUCACUGAA
This is a messenger RNA of Labrus bergylta (ballan wrasse), 2325 nucleotides long. RefSeq lists its product as uncharacterized. The record is from RefSeq and is a predicted model, not a curated record. Lineage: Eukaryota; Metazoa; Chordata; Actinopteri; Labriformes; Labridae.